AUGCUGGUUGGUAAUGUCUUUGUUUGCUUCAUUACUGCAUUUAGUUGCUUCACACUGCUGGAACUUGCUGAAUCUAAGCUGCCCCAAGAGGAAGUUGAUGCCCUCCAACAAAUUACUACCACAAUGGGCGCAAAAUAUUGGAGGUUUAACAAUGAUGCUUGCCGAAUUGAAAUGGUGGGUCUAAUGGAGAAGCCACCAAAGGGAGCCCAGAGCAACACUGAUUGUGAAUGCUACUUUGAGAACAACACUGUUUGUCAUGUCGUAAAACUAAUGCUCAAGGGUUAUAGUUUACCUGGUUUGCUUCCACCUCAACUGGUCAAGCUUCCUUACCUCAGAGAAAUUGAUUUUGCUUACAACUAUCUCAAUGGUUCAAUACCACUGGAAUGGGCUUCAACGAAACUAACUUAUAUUUCUGUUCUGGUCAAUCGCUUAUCAGGGCAAAUUCCAAAGGAGCUAGGAAACAUUACCACUCUGACAUACCUGAGCCUUGAAUCAAACCAAUUUUCUGGUGUUCUUCCUAUUGAGCUUGGGAACUUGAUCAAUUUGCAGACCUUGAUGCUUUCCUCCAAUCAGCUGACUGGAAACUUACCAGAGACGUUUUCUGGGAUAAGAACUUUGACAGAUUUCCGAAUAAAUGAUAACAACUUCAAUGGAACACUCCCUGAUUGGGUGCAGAACUGGAAACAACUCAGAAGAUUGGAAAUGCAUUCAAGCGGACUGGAGGGACCCAUUCCAUCAAAUAUUUCUCAAUUGAACAAUUUAAAUGAGUUGAGGAUUAGUGAUUUAAAUGGGCCAAUUCAGGAAUUUCCUUUGCUGAGAAAUAUGACAGGCAUAGUAAGAUUGGUUUUGAGGAACUGCAACAUUUUUGGGGAGAUCCCUGCAUAUAUCUGGUCCAUGAAGAAUCUGACGAUGUUGGAUGUCAGUUUCAACAAGUUAGUGGGUGAACUUUCAUCCACAAUAGGAGCUGUGCGUCUGAAAUUUGUCUUUUUGACUGGCAACCUGCUAAGUGGAAAUGUGCCACAGUCAAUCUUGCGAGAUGGAAAUAGCGUUGAUUUGUCAUACAAUAACUUCACGUUGCAAGGCCCACCGGAUUGUCAAGAAAACUUGAAUCUAAAUCUGAACUUGUACCGGAGCUCUUCGAAGGAGAACAACUCAAUGGGAAUUCUUCCAUGCUGGAAGAAUUUUAAGUGCUCACGAUAUUCAAAAUGUAUGCAUGUUAAUUGUGGUGGAGGUGACAUAACGUUCAAGGACGAGAAUAACACAAAGGUUUUGUAUGAAGGAGAUGGAGCAGUUGAAGGUGGUACUGCAAAAUAUUAUAGAAAUGACAGAAGUAUGUGGGGAUUUAGCAGCACUGGUGACUUCAUGGAUGACUACGAUUUACAGAAUACACGUUACUCUAUAUCUCUGGCAUCUUCGAAUCUCUCUGAAUUAUAUACAACAGCACGCAUAUCUCCAAUUUCACUUACUUAUUUCUUCUAUUGUUUAGAAAAUGGGAGUUACACUAUAACUCUCCAUUUUGCGGAGAUCAAGUUCACAAAUGACAAACGAUACAGUAGUCUGGGGAGGCGUAUUUUUGAUAUCUAUAUUCAGGAAAUAUUGGUGUGGAAGGAUUUCAAUAUUGAAGAUAAGGCAGGUAUGGCUCAAAAGAAGUUGGUUAAACAAGUACCUAAUGUCAAUGUGACAAGUAAUGUCUUAGAGAUCCGAUUCUAUUGGGCCGGAAAAGGGACAACGAGGACUCCUGAGAGAGGAGAUUAUGGUCCCCUUAUAUCAGCUAUUUCUGUGGUUUCCAAUCUUAAACCUUGUACAAAUGGUGGAAAUGCACGAACUAUUUAUAUUGUUGCUGGUGUUGCCGUUGGGGCACUAUGCCUAACACUCUUCAUACUGGCAAUCCUUUGGUGGAAAGGAUUCUUGCGAGGGAAAGGAGGGAGACAAAAAGGACAAGAUAUGCAGACAGGGACGUUUACUUUGAAACAAAUAAAAGUGGCCACUGAUGACUUUGAUCCUUCAAACAAGAUUGGAGAAGGUGGUUUUGGUCCUGUCUACAAGGGUCACUUACCUGAUGGUUCUUUGAUAGCAGUUAAGCAGCUUUCAUCCAACUCAAGGCAAGGAAACCGUGAAUUUUUAAAUGAGAUGGGCAUGAUAUCUUGCGUGCAACACCCAAAUCUAGUGAAACUGCAUGGAUGCUGUAUUGAAGGGGACCAACUAUUGCUGGUGUACGAGUACAUGGAAAACAAUAGUCUUGCACGCGCCUUAUUUGGCCGGGAAAACCCUCGGAUUAAACUGGACUGGCCUACGAGGCUUAAUAUCUGUACUGGGAUAGCACGAGGUCUAGCUUUUCUACAUGAAGAAUCAAGACUCAAGAUUGUUCACAGAGACAUAAAAGCUACUAACGUGCUCCUGGAUGGGGAUUUGAACCCUAAAAUAUCUGACUUUGGAUUGGCUAAGCUUGAUGAAGAGGAGAAAACACACAUUAGCACCAGAGUUGCUGGAACCAUAGGAUAUAUGGCGCCAGAAUAUGCACUAUGGGGUCGCUUGACCUAUAAGGCAGAUGUUUACAGCUUCGGAGUUGUUGUCUUGGAAAUCGUUAGCGGGAAGAACAACAGUUAUGCCCCAAGUGACAGUUGUGUCUGUCUCCUAGACUGGGCCUGUCAUUUGCAACAAACUGGAAACUUGAAGGAGCUGGUUGAUGAAAGGUUAGGGUAUGAAGUGAAUGGUCAAGAAGCAGAAGUAAUGGUUAAAGUUGGUCUGUUGUGCACAAAUGCGUCUCCAUCACUUAGGCCUACAAUGUCCGAGGUGGUGAGCAUGCUUGAAGGACGAACACCAGUCCCAGACGUUGCGAUCCCAGAAGCAAGUACGCAUUUGAUGUUCAAGGCUAUGAGAGAUGUCCAUGACCAAAGUCAAAAACAGAGUUUAGGCGGAAGCCAGUCCCAGAAUGCGACAACUAAGAUUACAUUUUGCUCUUCCUCUACCCCAGGCCAUGAUUUGAAUUAA
Prunus armeniaca (apricot) is the source of this 2991-nucleotide messenger RNA. Lineage: Eukaryota; Viridiplantae; Streptophyta; Magnoliopsida; Rosales; Rosaceae. The record is from the annotation of a GenBank genome assembly.